AUGUGUUAUUUCAAUCCCUCAGAAACAAACCACGCGGAGCUGGUGAAGAACCGUCCCUGUACAGAAGUCAAGAAGAAGAAGAAGUGGAUGUCUGAGGAGCCAAGAAAUUCACCCAAUACAGUAACAGGCAAAGGAAUUCACACUUCAGACCCCAAAGUAAAACCAAGUUACCAACAAAGGGGUCAAAGUCAGGGUGAUCAAACUGCUGCUUCUCUUCCUUACGUCAGAGAAGCUGGAAGAAAGACUGACUUCAAUUCUUCAGAACCUCGAAGAUCAGCAUAUGUCGUCUACCGUACUGUCACCGUCAACCAAGAACCAAAGUUCAAUGGAUCUACAGCAGCACCUGAGCCAUAUGGCCAGAAAUGCUCCAAACAAAAGAAUCAGCUUGACACAAACAGAAGAUUUUGGACCCAAACCGAAAACUAUGACAAAUAUACUUCAGGAUCUUACAAUGCACCGACUUGGAGGAAACGAAAUCCACGUGCAAAAACGUUCUCUAAAACAACCGUUCAGCAGAGCCAGGAAGACAUGGAAGUGAACAGAAAGGGAGAACGAUAUGUAGACAGGAGAAAGAGAUGAAGCCAGUACUUCACCUGACAAGAAAAAUCUAAAUUCAAAUAAGGAAAUUAUCAACUGGAGAUCCAAAGAUGAUAAGAUUGCAAAUUCCAAAAAUAACAUGUAGGAAGUACACUGUAAAGUUUCAAAACUGACAAAAAUGGAAAUCUCUGUUUAAAAAUAGUGUUUGUAUUUUCAUAAACGUAGAAGAAAUGUACCUAAUAAAAAUAACGAUGUCUUCUAUUUUAUGUACAGUAUUUCCCUUGCUUGUAACAGGACUGUAAUUAGUUCAA
Molecule: messenger RNA, 848 nt
Organism: Gymnogyps californianus (California condor)
Lineage: Eukaryota; Metazoa; Chordata; Aves; Accipitriformes; Cathartidae
Exons: 5
Coding region: 1-579 (192 amino acids)
Source: RefSeq, a predicted model, not a curated record